Messenger RNA from Lotus japonicus, 1696 nucleotides. RefSeq names its product homogentisate phytyltransferase 1, chloroplastic. Gene Ontology annotation, cellular component: membrane. The record is from RefSeq and is a predicted model, not a curated record. Gene Ontology annotation, molecular function: prenyltransferase activity. The transcript is spliced from 13 exons. The coding region runs from base 177 to 1424 and encodes 415 amino acids. NCBI's taxonomy places the organism in Eukaryota, Viridiplantae, Streptophyta, Magnoliopsida, Fabales, Fabaceae.
GAAUUCCGAUGUCAUGUGUUUCUGUCAAAGCUGAACAUUGGCGCUUUAUGAUAUUGACCAGAAUAGACAAACAAAGGAGCAACGUGUGCUAGCGAAUGCUCUGAAAAAUCUAUUCUGGUUUCUUCCUCUUCAGGUGAGUUUGUGAAGCGAAGCAUAGUCAAUGCUCUUGCAAUUGCAUGCCAUUGCCCCUCAACACUGAAUACAUAGCCAUGGAUUCUAUGCUUGUUGGAUCUUCAACCACCACUGUGGUAGGUGGAAAUCGCUGGCAGACCAAAAAUUGCAUCAACAAUCACACUGAAAGUUCUAAUGCACCAAGAGCUUCUUGGCUCAAAUGGAAUAUUCCAAAAGAAUACAACCUUUUGAGGCUCCGGCGGCUGAGUCUGAACCAUCAGUCCAAAGGCAUUGGAGGAGGGUCUAUGUAUCAAGAAUGCAAUAGGAAAUAUGUUGUGAAAGCAGCCCCUGGAAAAUCUUUUGAAUCUGAACCUGAUGCUUUAGAUCCCAAAGAUGUUUUGGGCAGUGUCAAAAAUUCCUUGGAUGCUUUCUACAGGUUUUCUAGGCCACACACAGUUAUUGGCACAGCAUUGAGCAUAAUUUCUGUGUCUCUCCUUGCAGUGGAGAGAUUAUCAGAUGUAUCUCCACUAUUUUUUACUGGUCUGUUAGAGGCUGUGGUAGCUGCCCUGUUUAUGAAUAUCUACAUUGUUGGUCUGAAUCAAUUGUCUGAUGUUGAAAUAGACAAGAUAAACAAGCCAUAUCUUCCAUUGGCAUCUGGGGAAUAUUCCUUUAACACUGGUGUCAUUAUUGUUGCAUCUUUUUCAAUUCUGAGUUUUUGGCUUGGCUGGGUUGUUGGUUCAUGGCCAUUGUUCUGGGCUCUUUUCAUCAGUUUUAUGCUAGGAACUGCUUAUUCAAUCGAUGUUCCCUGGUUGAGAUGGAAAAGAUUUGCAGUGGUUGCGGCAAUGUGCAUUCUGGCUGUUCGGGCAGUUAUAGUUCAACUUGCAUUUUUCCUUCACAUGCAGACAUUUGUAUUCAAGAGACCGGCUCUCUUUUCAAGACCACUGAUUUUUGCUACUGCAUUCAUGAGCUUCUUCUCUGUAGUUAUAGCAUUGUUCAAGGAUAUACCUGACAUAGAUGGUGAUAAAAUAUUUGGCAUCCAAUCUUUUUCAGUACGUUUAGGUCAGAAGCGGGUAUUCUGGAUUUGUGUUGCCCUUCUUGAAAUGGCUUAUGGAGUCGCCCUCGUGGUGGGAGCAGCAUCUCCUUGCCUAUGGAGUAAAAUCGUCACGGGUUUGGGACACGCUGUUCUUGCUGCAAUUCUCUUUUAUCGUGCCAAAUCUGUAGAUUUGAGAAGUAAAGCUUCCAUCACAUCCUUCUACAUGUUUAUCUGGAAGCUAUUUUACGCAGAGUACUUGCUCAUACCUUUGGUUAGAUGAGGAUGCAGCAGCAAUGUUGACUUGAGAAUAAGUUUUGUUUGAAUAGUGCUACAUUUUUCACAGGCCAGCUUUGAGUCUCUACAUUAGCCGUAGUUUAAAGUUUUUAAUUGAAAUUGUAAAUGAAGAAUUAUUUUCUUUUAGGAUGGAUUUUUCUUAAUUGGCUGUCAGGGGUUUCUCCAAUGUUUUUUCUUUUCUUUUCAAAAAGCCUAUUACUGAAAAAAUGAAAUAACUGAAAAACUCGUGAUUCAAGCAUUAUUAUUACUCUCUUUAAA